Messenger RNA from Micromonas commoda, 3597 nucleotides. It is a transcript of the gene MSH1, whose product is annotated as mitochondrial-targeted muts 1. Gene Ontology annotation, molecular function: mismatched DNA binding; ATP binding; ATP-dependent DNA damage sensor activity. Bases 1 to 3597 code for a protein of 1198 amino acids. Lineage: Eukaryota; Viridiplantae; Chlorophyta; Mamiellophyceae; Mamiellales; Mamiellaceae. Gene Ontology annotation, cellular component: nucleus. Gene Ontology annotation, biological process: mismatch repair. The transcript has a single exon. The record is from RefSeq and is a predicted model, not a curated record.
AUGACGGGCGGUGUCGGUAUCGCGUUUAGACGCGGCCUCGCCGCCUGGAGACGCGUGGGUGUGCUCCGACCCGCCGCGGCGGAGCACGUCUUCGCCGCCAAGCUGCCUUGGGUGGGAGUGCCUACUACUGUUGGCGCCCCGAGCGGGCGCUCGUUCGCCGCGAGCGGGUAUCUCGCGGGUUCCCUCCGAGGAGCCCGCGGCGACGUGAUCCGUGCGGAUGCCGCUCGAAAACCGCGCGCGUCAUCCUCGUCCGCGCGCCGUCAGCGCGCUGCGCCCGCGGUGGAAGUGACCGAGCCCUUCGACGACGCAGUCUACGAUCGGGAGUUUUGGAUCUCGCAGGUCACUGGGCCGUCGGUGAAGCAGUCCGCCAGGCUCAUGGUUCAGCGCGUGGACUUCUCGGACCCCCUCGGUGUUGACACGUCCCUUCGAGGUGCAUCCAAGGGCAGCGGCAAGUCCGGCGGGAGGAAGACCCUGUACGACUACGCGCUUGAGGUCAAGGCGCAACACCCCCGAAAAGUUCUCCUGAUUCGCGUUGGAGAAUUCUACGAGGCAAUCGGGUACGAUGCGGUGAUGCUCGUCAUGCACGCGGGACUUAACCCCAUGGGCCUGACCGGGGUUCCCAGGGCUGGAUGCCCAUUGGUCAAGGUGCAGGAAACCCUCGACAGGCUCACUUCGAGGGGUUUCAGCGCGGUGGUUUGCGAGGAGGUCCCGGUGAUGCACAGAUACGGCACCAGGGCACCGCCGAAGGAGCGGUAUGUGGCUGCAAUCAUCACCCCCGCCUCGCCACAGUACGUUGUUGGUGCGGCAGACAACGGUGAUGACGUCGAAUUCGACGGCGCCGCACCGCCGCCCGUCAUCGGCGUCGCGUCCACCGCUGUCGGGUACACACUCAUCGCCGUGGAACCCGACCUGCGUCGUGUGACAGUGACCGAGGGGCUCACAUCUGAGAGCGCGGCGGCGAGGCUUGCAGCCGGGGGACUGGCGCCCCCGCUCUACGUGCACUCGUCGAUGGAUGCGGGUCACGCUGGAAGGAGCACGGGCGUGGCUGGUCAGACGCGCAGGCUAAGGCUCGAGGUUGGAAACAUCCUCUCGGCUGGAACAAACGACGGAGAUUACAGCAAGCAGAGGUACGACGGUAAGGAUCCGGUACGGGGUCUGUUGGACCUAGUCAAGCGAGAGUACGGCAUGACCGUGGAUCAGUCGUUCGAGUUUGUUGGAAUCAACGGUGGAAGGGAGGCGGCAGCGUCGAAGCGGCCUAGACCGUUCCCGCUCACGCUCUCAACCGCGCAGCAACUCGGCGUGCUGCCAACCAGGAGUGUGCCUCCGCUCCUCUCGCACGCGCUACCCGCGAGCUCGGGCGCACCUGCCGGGUGUCGUGCCUACAUUCAGGAGCUUCUGCUGCAUCCUCCGCCCCGAGAUACAGCCGCGGCAAUAUCGGAGGCGUGCGUGCUGAUGUCCACGGGGCUGUCUCCGUCGGAUGGGGGGGUGCCCAGGCUCGAGGUUGUUCCACCGCAGAAAAUCACGAAGCUCCUCUGGAAGAAAGAGGCAACUCACGUGUUCUUCUCCGAAAUCUCCGCGAUGGCGAGCGCGGUGCGAAGAACGCUGGAACACGACUCAAAUGUCGUUCGACGCGCGGGCGAGCUUCUGUUAAAUCCCACGGCUCUGAAGACUGGCAGAAAUGUGACGAAGGAGAGCCUGGUGAAAGCGUGCCGGGAAGCCGAAGAAGUCAUUGGAGCUGUCGUCGCCGAGGAGGUGCUAGACAAAGGAGAUUGGAAACCUCGCGCGCAGGUUGCCACUUCGAUCGACGUCGACGCCGAGGUCGACGACGAUGAGUACAAUGAGCUGGAUGGGGAAACCGAGGCUGACCUGGAGGCUCUCGCGCUCGGUCUGGACGCACCGCCGCAGGUUGAUUAUGUGCCCAGACAGUUUCUUCGAAUCAACGAACCGUGGCGUGGCCGUGUUCGUCGAGACAGGGUGCAGUCUGCGUUGGAUGCGUGCGAGACUGCGGCGCGUGAACUCGCAGAGGUCAUCGGUCGCGACCUCGUGCCGUUGAUUGAGACUUCCAAUGCGGAACAUCAGACCCGGAAGGUGAAUCGCUGCCACCUUGAGCACGAUCAAAGAAACAACUCGCUCUGGCUCCGACACCUCCCCGCAGCCGUCGCCAAGCGUGUGCAAGCCGAGGGCUUAAUCGACCUGAAACACCCGGUGGAUCGGUACGGCAAACAGAUCGGAGAUCGUUGGACCACUUUGGCAGUCGAGACCGCGCUUGAUAGGUAUCGUGUGACAUCAUUCGAAGCUGGUAAGGAGGUUGCCGGAGCGCUUCGUGCUCUUGCCGGUGACCUAGAGUUAUUGGUCGCCGAUUUGGUAUCUGCCGCGACGUUCUCCACCGUAGCCACUGCGGUAUCUCUGCAUGCUAGGCACGCCGUGAGCCGCGGAUGGCGACCCGCGCAGCUUCUUCCAGCGAAUGACGCGUCCACUCCGUGGCACUUGACGGGCCUGGUACCCUUCUGGAUGGAUCGAGAUGACGCGGUGGUGAAUGACGUACUGCUGGACGGUAUCAGUAUUUUGACCGGACCGAACAUGGCGGGGAAGAGCACAGUUCUUCGCGCUACCGCAGCGGCUGCACUUCUCGCAUCAUGCGGGCUACACUGUCCGGUGAAAAGCGCGAGCGUACCUUUCUUUGACUCCCUCAUCGUCAGGAUGUCUUCCACAGACUCCCCCGCGGAGGGGCUGAGCUCUUACGCGGUUGAGAUGGCGGAAGUUGGACAAAUGCUGGACGUCGUAACAGCUAAAUCCGCUGUUUUUAUCGACGAGCUUGGCCGCGGAACGGAAGCAAGGCACGGUACUGCUAUGGCAGGCGCAGUGGUGGAGGAACUUGACAGAUCUGGUGCGCGGGGGAUAUUCGCCACACACCUGCACGGCGUGCUCGACCUCGGCCUGAACCUGUCGCCAUUCGCCAGGAGAAUGAUGAUGGAGACGCGGGACGACCGCGACGGAAGGCUUCGACCGACGCUUCGGAUGGUCUCCGGGGAAUGUAGGGAGAGCCUAGCUUUACAGACCGCGACGGAUAUGGGAGUGUCCGAUGAGGUUGUGCGACGAAGCCAGGCGCUGCUCGCACAAAUCCCUGAGACUGUCGUGGUUGGAAAUACCCCGCCUGCUUUUCAGGAGAAGCCGUCGCCAGCCUCGACGAUCCUCGAAGAGGCCCCGCCGCUCGAGUCGCUUCGCGAGCUCCUUGUCUCCGUCGGCGCUCUCGAGCUCGGUUCCGUGCCCGAAGCUGGGAUCGUACAUGUCGACGAUGUGCCUCCACCCGCAGCGAGGGCGUGGUCGUGCGUAUACGUUCUCAGACGCGGCGACGGUUGGGCAUACUGUGGUGAGACGGACGAUCUCGGUGGCAGACUCGGAGCGCACAGAGCUACGGCAGCGAGAGAGGGCUCGAAUGAAGUGGAGUGCGCUUUCAUUGCAGUUCCGAGGGAAGGUGGCGGCAAGAGCCGCGCAAGAGCGUUGGAGUCGAGGGUGAUUCGAAAGCUGAAAGCGGAGGGCAUUCCGUUACUGAGUGGAUCGGACGCAAGAAACACGAGCUUCGGGUCAGCGGCAUGA